Messenger RNA from Pocillopora damicornis (cauliflower coral), 612 nucleotides. RefSeq names its product dynein axonemal light chain 4. Gene Ontology annotation, cellular component: dynein complex. NCBI's taxonomy places the organism in Eukaryota, Metazoa, Cnidaria, Anthozoa, Scleractinia, Pocilloporidae. Gene Ontology annotation, biological process: microtubule-based process. The record is from RefSeq and is a predicted model, not a curated record.
CAAAGGGUGAAGAGCUAGCCUACCUCCAUCUUUGUUUGUGUUGGUAAAAAUUGUACACAUUUUAGCAUUUUUGUAGAGUAUUUAAGAACUUAUACCAUGGCAGAAAAUCAGGAAGGUGGUACAGCACAAGAAAGUGGAGGAUAUGAUUAUAAACGGCUGCAUAGUUACCCUUUGAUUCGGUAUUCGGAUAUGAAUGAUGAAAUGCGGACUGAAGCGAUGGAGCUCUGUGUAACAGCUUGUGAAAAGUUUUCAACGAAUAACGAGGCUGCAGCAAAAAUGAUCAAAGAAAGUUUAGACAAGAAGUUUGGUUCUUCCUGGCAUGCUGUAGUGGGUGAAGGUUAUGGUUUUGAGCUCACACAUGAAGUCAAAAAUCUUCUCUACAUGUAUUUUGGAGGAACUGUGGCAGUUUGUGUUUGGAAAUGCUCCUGAAGAGACAGCAAGAACAAUUGCAUCUACUGUAGACAGACUGAAUUUAGUUGAUGCAAAGUAUAGCAUCUGGCAUUUUGUUAAAAAAAGAUGCUCUACCUGAGAGGAGUUGUGGUCACACUAUAUUCUUUUAAUGAUAUUGUUGUCCAAUUCGUACAUAUGCAUUAAGAUGUCAUUAUUCUGAAA